Poeciliopsis prolifica (blackstripe livebearer) is the source of this 5006-nucleotide messenger RNA. Its product is annotated as zinc finger protein 385A-like. The coding region runs from base 765 to 2018 and encodes 417 amino acids. Gene Ontology annotation, cellular component: nucleus. NCBI's taxonomy places the organism in Eukaryota, Metazoa, Chordata, Actinopteri, Cyprinodontiformes, Poeciliidae. Gene Ontology annotation, molecular function: nucleic acid binding; zinc ion binding. The record is from RefSeq and is a predicted model, not a curated record. The transcript is spliced from 8 exons.
CAAAAGUCUAAAGACAGGUGGACACCAGCGGAAACAUCCAGGAUUAUAGAGAGAGAGAUGUUGCCAGAGCCGGCUUUACUGCACCUGAGAGACGAGAGAAAGGAGGAUGGUGUGUGCAGCGAGACAAGGAAGCAUGACUGAAAAAUGACCGGAAGUAAACAGAGAAGAAACGGUGACAGAGAGAAAAGAAGAGCAGAAAUGACAGCCGCAUUAUCACUCUGCCUCCUGAUUCAAACACCACAAGUAAACGCUCUGCUCUGGCUCGUCUCAUUGGCUGCACCUCCGGCCAAUCAUAGCUCGGGAAUGCAAGGUGCCUUUAGGUUAUACCCAACCCCAAAAUAUGAGGGAGAGACAGAGAGAGGCAUGCUGUAGUGCAGAGGUUCCUCCAGUGAGGCGAGCCUCCAUGUCUCUGGUGUUCCUCCUGCAUCACAGAGAAUAAAUUACAGGCUUCCUUGCAGCAGCUUGAGUGCAUGUUGUGUUGCAGCUCAGGCUGGUGGGUUUUCUCCUCCGUCAACAGCUGGCUGAGCUGAGUGUCGAGAUCAGAGGCAGAGCAAGCUUCUUGCAAGGACGAGGAGGACGAAGAGGGGAACCAGGUUAGGGACUAGAAAAAGUGAAAGUUGUGAUGGUGAUUGGGUUUUUCCACCUUGAGUUUUACGAGUCAGAAAUGUAGGACGCCAAAGAUUUGAGUCAUCCCUUCAGCAGACUGAGGAGUAGAGGAGUGAAACGGGAAGACAACGUGGGAAACAGAAGUGGAAGGAUUCAGGAUGAUCCUGGGAAGUGUAAACCGACCGGCGCCGGUCCCUGCCUUCCUCAGGAACCCACCUGUCCUCCCACCGCCUCUGGACCUGAAGCCUUUCCUCCAGUUUCCCCUGGAGUCGCCUCAUCCGGCCGGCAUAGGCCUCUUCCACAACUUUAACGCCAUGGACCCGAUCCAGAAGGCUGUGAUGACGCACACAUUCGGGCCGCCUAUUGUGAAAACAAAGAGGCCGAUAAUCUCCUGCAACGUUUGUCAAAUACGCUUCAACUCAGAGAGUCAAGCGGAGGCACACUAUAAAGGAAACCGCCAUGCUCGAAGGGUGAAGGGCAUCGAGACGUCAAAGACAUCACGACUCCAAGAUGGAGACAAACAGCAACCUCAGCCUCCAUCCUCGCCCUCCCCACCCGGCCUCGCGCCGUCCAGCCCGAUAUCUGAUCCUAAUCCCAACAAGCAGGAUGAUCCUCAGUCCUGCCCCAGCCUGAAAGAUUCACCCUUGACCCCUAACCACCUCCCGACAACUCAGAUGAACUCAGCAGACGCAGAGUCGUCUGUCGGCAUACCUCUGCCGUCCUCUCCCUCCUCCUCGGCAGCCCUCAGCAGCUCCUCUGGGGACCCAGCAGCAGCUGCUCUACCUGACACCCCCUCCCCGGCACCAAGCCCGUCUUCAGGAGAGUCGGAGGAAGAAAAAGCCAAAAAGCUGCUUUACUGCUCUCUCUGCAAAGUAGCUGUUAAUUCCCUUUCACAGCUGGAGGCGCAUAACAAAGGAACCAAACACAAAACUAUCCUGGAGGCUCGAAGUGGACUGGGACCCAUCAAAGCGUACCCUCGCCUGGGUCCCAAACCCAGCCCUGAGCAGGGAGGGGAGCUCUCCUCUGAUCCAAACACUCAGGAACGCACCUUCCACUGUGAGAUAUGCAACGUCAGAGUCAACUCUGAGCUGCAGCUUAAACAGCAUAUAUCGAGCAGAAGGCAUCGGGACGGAGUUGCGGGUAAACCUAAUCCUCUUCUCAGUCGGCACAAGAAGCGCACAGACUUUAUGGAACUUCCAAAAACUCUAGGGCCUGGACUUUUACCCAGUCCUCUGGCUGUCGCCGCAGCAAUGGCGGCAGCAGCGUCGUCAAACCAACUGGCUCUACGGCCUCCCGGGCCGACCUCCCACCCUCACCCACACCUGCUACAGGGAACGCCCCUCAGCCUGCUGAGGCCAGCCCCGGGCCCCAUCCGCACCACACACGGGCCCAUUCUCUUCACUCCGUACUAACGGUGAAGGAAUGGAGAAGAGUCAGGAAGAAGCACACUGUGAACUGGAGGCAACCAUGUGCCAUUGAGAGCCAAACUGGCUGGUCUGGCUGCACAUUUUAUUUUAUUUAUAGAAGAUAUAAAUAUUACUCCUCAUUGUGUUGAGAUGUUUCUAUCCUCUUGAGUUUUCCUUCAUCACCUGAGUAUCGGCUGGUGAUCAAAAUCUACGAGCUGAUGGUUUGAAGAGGACGUCUUGGAGUCUGCAGCUAGAUGCCUUCAACUCUUACACAGGUGUCCAGAUGCAUUCAUUCUUGAAGUUUUUGAACCAUUUCACUGGGAUUUUAUGUGACGGACCAACACAACGUUCCCAUAAUAAUACAAAAAAGGAAAUCUGAAAACAGUACUGUUGAUUUGUUUUCAGCCUUUCAAAGUAAGAAUUUUUAGAGCCACAUUCUGUCGCCGUUUUUCUAUCAACUUUGCAAAUCAAGAAACUCAAAUUUUUGCUCAAUUUUAUAGAGCCCAGUCUCGGCCAGACUGGAGCAGCUGUACGCGUCUCACUACUUAAACUAAAUCAGAAACUAAAACUAAAUCUGAGUCGGUCAGAUUUAGUUCUGGACUUUGCACCAUCACCACUGAUAUUUAUCUUGCUGUAUUUUGGUGUCACUCUGAUACCAUGUAAAUACAGGAACAGUAUCGCUGAUACAAAUAUCGAUAUUAAUCAUUAAAGCAGGGCAAUAUCAAACUUCUGUGAUUUUUUCUUUGAAUUAUUUUGUUAAUUCAAAACAACUAAUUCUAGGACAGAAUUUAGAUAAGGUGUGUUGGUGUCUACAAAAUACUUUAACGACAUAUUUACAUGAUGAAGACGAACAUUCAAAAAUCAAAACAAGUUUGUGUGCAGUUUUCUACAUAAAGUGCAAAAAAAUCAUCAAUUGAGAGCAAAUCGAAGCAAAAAUGAAUUAAGGUAGAAUUGAGAAUCUACAGUACAAAAGUAAAAUAAAAUUUCAAGAGGGAAUCUGAAACUAAAGAAUCAAUCUUAUCCUGCAUGUAUGAAUCCAAUACUAAUAUCAAUUUAUAUUGGUUUUAAUAUACUACCAAUGCAAAUUGGUAUUGGUAUAUUAUCGAUAUUUUAUCAGUAUUCAGCAACUCUGGCCAGAUAUUCAGUCUCUUCUCAAGAAAACUGUUCACACAUAAUGAUGCUGCCACCACCAUGUUUCACAGUGGUGAUGAUGUAAUCUGGAUGAUGUAAUCUGAAUCAGUCAUUUUCUUCCACACAAAGUUCAAAAGUUGAUUUUGACUUCAUUAGAUCAGAGCGCCUUCUUCACUGUGCCUCUUAUAUCGGCAAUGUAGAUCAUUACCAAACUACAAACUUGACUUCUUUUGACUUUUUUUGAGCAAAAUUUCUCAGUUAACGCUCCAACAGAUCUUAUUAAGCCCAUUGGUUGCGCUUAAUUUCUAAUUUGUCAAAGACAAAAGCACCAUCUUCUUUUUUUUUUUUUUAGAAAUCUUUUGCAUAAUCAAGUUUAAAAACAUGAAUAAUCUGAAUAACCACUUUGUGUUGGUGUAUCACUUAUAAUCCCAAGAAAAAAAACAUACAUCAUGUUCAAAGAAGUUCAAGAGGUAUUAAUAUUUCUGAGGCACAAAGAUCUCAUGUGGCGGACUUAAAACCCUACCUCUCUUUUGUUUGUUAUUUUCAUCUGUCUGCAUUACAGUUUUACAGCAUUUAUAUAAUAAAAACACAGAAUUAGAUGUAGUAGGUGCGUCUGGAGUUAGCUGGACUCAUGCCAUAGCUGUCAUCGUAGAUUGGAUUAUACCACUGUAACGUUCUGCUCUUGUGGUUCACACAAUUAGCAGAUGACUCUGUGGUUUCUGUCUGGUCACCUGUCAAUGGCUGACCUGCAUUUGCCUCUGUGGGACACAAAAAGAAGGAAAGGGGAAAUAGCAAAUGGUAGGACUUUAUAUUGCAUCUUAAAGCUAAAGUGAUAUACAUAGGAAAUUGUAAAGAAGAAACUGCUGUUGCACUAUGCAGAUGUCAGUAUUUGUUUUUGUGUUAUGUGUACAAUGCAGUAAGGUUGGAGAAAUUGCUAAAAGAAAAUCAUUUUCAUUUUUUUUUUUUUUAGUCAGUGAAGACGUUGUGCUACCAAUGAACUCUUCCUCAAACCAUUCUGUCAGAAAUCUUGCUGAGCGCACAGGAGUGCAUUUCUGGUGUUUUUCUCAUCCACUCCGCACAGAAGCUUUCGGCGUCUUCUCGAAAUAAGUUUCACACUGUGAGUACAGCAGGACGAGAACUCAUUCAUAACUUCGAUCGCGGCGCUUUCUAAUCUGGGCACACAAAAACAGAACCACCUUUCACCAGAAACGGCAGUGGAGGACACAGGAACCAGUAGGAGGAACCAGCAGCCAGGGACACAUCCAGGACCACAAACACUGAUGAAAAGAUGUAUGCAAAGACAAUUAAAGAAACCAAAAAUGGUCACAUUUCUGGAUCGUACUGGACUUGGGUAGCAGUAUUUUUCUGUGCACUCUGAUCUCCAAAAGUAACUAUCAGAAGCUCUCAGUAAGGAAUUGGGAAUCAUUGGAAGAAAAGUUUAGGAAACGGGAAAUGUAGCAAUACCGUGAGCACUUCUGUUACUUUUUUCUUGUGAACUGCAAUAAAAAGAUGUAGAGAAAUGUAAUAAAUGUUCCUUAGGAGAAGUGUAUUGAAACUUUACUGUAAAUGUAGAAUAUUAAAAAAAAAAAAAAAAAAAAAGAUAAAUUGUUCAUGUUGGGGCUUCCUUAUUGUUAGAUUUAAACUAUGAAAUCAUUAAAAUGAGUUUAUGGUUGAAAGAAGUGUUGAUUUCUGACAUAUUUCAUUUCUUAACAUUUUUAUGCAAGUGCUUAAAGUAAUGCAUAUAAAGCAUUAUAUAUAAAAUAACAUCGGAAAUGCAUCAAUCUCAUAUCAGUGCUCUCUGUAUUUUAUGCCCUCCUUUAAAAGAUGUUUCAAAAAGUCUUAAAAUAAAUUAAUAUUUAAUUA